Molecule: messenger RNA, 3127 nt
Organism: Fimicolochytrium jonesii
Lineage: Eukaryota; Fungi; Chytridiomycota; Chytridiomycetes; Spizellomycetales; Powellomycetaceae
Exons: 2
Coding region: 444-2927 (827 amino acids)
Molecular function (GO): protein binding
Source: RefSeq, a predicted model, not a curated record
CACGUUGAUAUCGGCUCCUAUCGGACUGGACUCCGCAGGCACCCGCACGCCGAACAACUCCGGGACACUAUUUUGGGUAAGAUGGGAAGAAUCCCACCAACCGCUGACCCUACAUGGUGUUACCAAUUAUGGCUGCAGUCAGCAAACAGAGGAGGAGAAGAGCAGGAAAGUGGCACUCAUAUACCCACCGCAGCGCCGCCUCACCUCGCGUUCCAUCUUUCGCCGAAAUUACAAUUCCUUUCGACCAUUUCCAUCGACAUCCCAUCGUCCUUCCGAACGAACAUAUCCUCCUCGUCAACCCGAGAAAAUCAGUUAGCGACCUUGCCUGCGAGAGAAAGGUCGUCAAGUCCUCCGGCCCGUGGCUGUACAUACCUGCCUUGUAUAUAUCUUUGUAAAAAGGGACAGGCGUGUACAUAUCUACACUAACGCCGUCCUCGAACACUAUGGAUAUAACGACCGUCAACCGCUCAUGGUCCCGCGACCUCCCCUGCGAGCUCGUGCGUCACAUCUUCUCGUUCCUAAGUAUCCGCGAGCAGGCGGUUGCAAGUGGAGCGUGUCGAUUGUGGAAGGCCGGGUUUGGGGAGACGGAUGUGCUUUCGUUGAGGGUUGGGGAGAAGGUGUUGAGCGUUGGCGCUAAGGAAGUGUUGGCGCGGUUUAAGAGGGUUGAGAGGCUAGAGCUCCAUCAAGAUGAAGAGUUCCCAAAACAUCUCCUCGAGUUCUCCAACGGUCUGGCCCGCAUGCCCAGCAUCUCCAGCUUCACCACCGAAACCUCCGACAACAUGAUCAACAUCCUCCACCCAGACGUGACCCCGCAACUCCGCCACCUGUCCGUCCGCGAAUCUCUCGAAGCGCCCUGUGAGCACGUUUACCGCAACACCAGCAGCGUGCUGGACGUCAUUUUCCGUAAGGGCCUGUCCACCAUCGAUAUCAACGUUCCCUUGCUUAUGGCUGCGGAAGGGUGGGAGGAUUUGGAGUUUGACACGGUACCGGGGUUGCAGCGGUUGACGGUCCGGAGCUUACAUUCUGACGCGAUGAUGGAGAUGGUGGAUGGGUUGUUUGGGAGGGCCCGGUUUCCGGAUUUGAUCUCCUUGACUUUGAAUGGGGACGACGCGAUGAUCUCCGUGCAGCAGAUGGAACAGAUCGUUGCAGCUUGUCCGAAUUUGAAGGAGUUGAGUCUAGGAGGAUGCUACAUCGAAGCCCGUACGCUAGAAGAUGUGCUCACCACCCUCCCGAAUGGGAUGACGCACAUGGCCUUCACGGGCUGCGAGUUCCCUCUCCCUAUUCUCCGCCCCAUCUUCGGCCUUCUCGGCGCGGAACAUAUCCUACGCUGCGUCCUCGCAAAACACCCGACUCUGACCGCGCUGGAGUUCGUCCACUGCAGAUUCAGAGACUCGAAUGUCGUGCCGACUCUGCAUGUGCCCAGUCUCGCUGAGAACAUGCUGGUCGCGCCCGGUCUUACGCGUUUGGUGCUCGUCGGUUUCGGCGGUGGCAACUACGCUCCGACAAAUGCAGUCAUCCCGCUCCUGAAAAGCUUCCCGCUGCUCACAGCCCUCCGGUUGGACGGGAUCGUCGACCAGGAGCCCCUGAUGUCAGUCACCCCGGCAUUGGCACCAGCCGCCGAGGACGACAUGAUUUCCACCCCACCAGCAUCUCUUUCGUCCGAGGAUAUCAUCACCAACUUCUCUCAACUCCACAUCCACGUCGCCCUCACGCGCACAUCCUCGACCGACAUCGCUGCGUCGGCUCUAUGGUCAUCCAUCGCCGCCUUGCCCAACCUGCAAGAGCUCGAGCUCAAGUUCUGGAGAGGUACCGGCGCCGCCGCUGUGGAGGCUGAAGCGUUGACGCAGCCGCACGUCCCCGCUGCCGCUGAACCCGAGUUUGGCAACGAUGCGGGGCCGGUAGCUACCACCACGACGAUGGGGUAUGAACCGAUGCUUAUCGAUUCGGGGUAUGGUACCCCGAUGGAGGAAGCCACCACACCAUCGUUCGCAAACCUCACCACUCUCCGCUUGCACAACCCCCGCUCCCUCCCGCGCCUGGUUACUCUCCUCCGUAACAUCCCACAGCUGAGCACUCUAGCUUUGCACAAUCUUUCCGCGGAUCAGGACGUGGUGGAAUCCUACCGCAACACGCCAUAUGCGGCAACACCAUUGCAAUUACCGCGUCUCCGUACACUCUCAAUUCAUGCGCAUGGCACGGAUUCGCCGACGCUGGUCGCGCACCUGACCCCGCAGAUUGCGGCAGCCUCGCCCGGGUUACGGGAUCUGUUCCUGAACGCCAUGCAGCCGUUCCUUCAAACCGUCUUCACCCAACGACAGACCACUUUAUCACCAUCCCACUUCUCAUCAUCAUCAAAUCAACCCCACUUUCUAACCCGCCUCCCGCAAACCCACCACCUUCGGUCUUUGACAACAAAAGGACUCGUGGUCCCCCUCGCCAGCAUCCCGCGCGCGUGGCAAAGCAGCUUACAGAAUCUGCAGAUUGCGCUGGAGCAUUUACCCGAGCUGGGCGACGAGGGCGAGGGCACGAUAGGCGCGUUCUUGGACGGGGCCAGGAGGUUGCGGACGCUGGUGGUGAAUGUGACGAGGGCGUUUGAGGGGGAUGUGCAUCUAAGAGAUGCGGGCAGUAGCAGCGGUAUGGAAAUCGAUGAGGACCUCAUCGUAUCGCAGACCAUCCCACGGCCAUCAUCAUCCUCAUCAUCACCCGACGCCCCGACGCUGAUGACCCACCAACCCGCCUCUCACACCCUCGAAUACCUGCACUCCCGCCACGCGACCCUCUGCUCGCGCUACGCCGACCGGCUGCACGCCCGCGCCCCGUGGCUGGAUACUUGUGUGGUGCGCGCGGCGGAUGUGAGGAAGACGUGGGUCAAGCGGUGGUUGUUGGAGCGGAUGGCGAGGGGGAGGGGGGCGAGGAGGGCGGGGUGAGAGGAGCUCUAUUAGGUUUGAUAGGGAAUCUGGGCUUGGAUAAUACCUAUUACUUUCUGAUCUUUGGCGUAUUGAUGGUUGGUGGCAUGUAUCUCAUAGUUUGGGACAACACUUUUCUUAUUAUGAGUAGUUUGGCAACAUUUCUUAUUUUGAGAAGUCAAGGUGAUAUUCACGAAUAAACUGCACAUGAAAGAUAUGAG